AGCGACGCGAUAUACUGUGUCUUGCGCCCGGCGAACUCGGACUUGCCGAAUUGUUGCCGGGCGCGAGCCCACGACAAUAUAACUUACUUUUAGAGUUAAGUCAUUGUUGUAAAGUGCAUGAGACAAGGUGAUACAUAAGGAACGCGUGAAAUCUGCGACUUGGGACUCACGCAGGAACAGUGACCAGCGGCCCAAUCCCCCUGCACGCCAUGCUGGCUGCGAUUGCAGGCACAUGCUUAUAUAAUACCACAGUAGAAAAAUAUAUUCUACGUUUAUCAAGAUUGCUCUUGUUCUUUGCAACAAACUUCUAGAGGUUCCAGCCUGUGGCACGAUCAGCUUGAGGAAUGGUGCAUGACGGGGUCAUAGCACAAUAGCAAUCAGCUUAAAGCUUUCAGACUGGCUGUGGGCGGCGGACGCUCGGCGAAAUGGCGGACGAGGAGGCGUAUGACGAGUUUGCAGACGAUGAGGAGCUGUUGGAGUACUAUGACGAAGGCAUCAACACGGAUGUAGCCGGCAACGAGGACAAUGCGGGAUCGACUGAGGGGGUGGCUGGGGCCCAGGAUCAGCCCCAGCAGCACCCACCCCAGGAAUCCCAGCAGCAGCCGCAGUCGACGCAAGCCGGGGAGCAGGAACAAGGGCAGCUGCAAGAGGCAGCGCAAGGACAGGGCGACGGCGGCGCGGGCAAGGGAGGCGCAAAGAGCGGCAAAGCCAUACCCGCCGCAUACUAUGAGGACACCUGCGAGGCGGGCGCCGUUGCGCCCGACUACCGCCCGCGCCAGGCCAGGGGCGGCUUCGGCGGCAGGGGCGGCCGUGGCGACGGCGGCGGCGGCGGCUUUGGGGGGCGUGGCGAUGGAGGCGGGCGCUUUGGCGGCCGCGGCGGCCGCUUUCCUGGCGGCGGCAGGAUGGGCGGGGGCCCCGGCGGGCCCGGCGGCCCCGGCGGCCCUGGGGGGAUGAUGAUGGCGAUGGGCGGUGGUGGCCGCGGCGGCCGUGGUGGGGGGCCGGGCGGGCCAGGCAUGAUGAUGGGAGGUCCGGGGCGCAUGAUGGACUUUGGCGGGCCCGGCGGACACGGCCCAGGGCCGGGCAUGAUGGGGCGCGGGCAAGGCCCCAUGGGCGGGGGCCCCAUGGGCGGGGGCCCUAUGGGUGGGGUCCAUAUGGGUGGCGGCCCCAUGGGCAGCGGCGGGCACAUGGGCGGCGGUGGCCCCAUGGGUCCCAUCCCGCUGGGCAUGCAGCAGAUGCAGAUGCAGCUGAUGGCGGCACUGGCGGGCAUGCCAGGAAUGGCGGGGAUGCAGGGCAUGCACGGCGCCGGCGCCGGGCAGCAGCAGCCGCCACCGCCGCCGCCGCCGGGGCAGAUGCGCGGCCGCGGCGGGCGGGGAAUGCGCGGGCGUGGGCCCGGCCACUUUGGGGGGCAGGGUCGCGGCGGCGGCAGCAGCGGCGGCGGCUCAUUUGGUGACGUUGGAAUGGGUACUGGCGCCGCUGCUGUGCAUGCCAUGCUUGCGUCGAUGGGCGCUGGCGGCGGCGGCGGCGGUGGCUUUGGCGGCUCGCUUGACGGGAGCGUUGGCGGCGGCACGAGCGGCAUUCUUGCGCAGCAACAGGCUCAGCUUCUGCAGCAGCUGGCGGCGGCAGGCGGCGGCAGCAUGCUUGCGGGCCUGGCGGCGGCGGGCGGCGCCAGCGCCGGUGGCGCCGGCGGCGCCGGCCCUGGGGACAUGCUGGGGGCUGUCAUGCAGCAGCUUCAACAGAAUCCGGAGUUGGAGCAGCAGCUAAUUGCGUUGAUGAACAGCGACACUAAUGCGGCAGGCGGCGGCGGCGGCGUUAUCUUGGAAGGCGGCGGCAGCAGCGGCGUGCUGAGCGACGGUGGGGCCGGCGCUGGUGGUGGCGGUGGCGGCAGUGGGAUGGGCGACAUGCCUAGCAUCUUCGCGCCCGGUGGCGGCAUGAUGGCGGGCGGGCCGGGCGGCACGGACGACGCGGAAGGCAUGGUGCUCGAGCCGCCGCCGCACCUGCGGCGGCCCUCGGCAGAGCCGGAGAUGCUGCCGCCGCAUUUGCGCGGCGGCGGCGGCAGCGGCGCCUACGGCGGCCAUGUAAACGGCGGCGGCGGCGGCGAGGGCUAUGGUGGUGGUGGUGAAGGCGCUGGCGGAGGCGGGGCUGGCGAGGUCGACUGGGACCGUGAGACGAUGCAGCAGGUGCUGCAGCCGCCGCAACGGCGGCCCAUGGCGGCUAACUCGCCCUCGCAGCGCGCGUACGGCGGCGGCGGCGGCGGCGGUGCGGGCAUGCAGGUCGACUUCACGCAACAGGAGCAGCAGGGCUACGGAGCAGGCGAUGACGGAGCCGACGGGCAGGAGGGCUGGCGCGAUUACAGCCGCCAGGGCGGCGGCGGCGGCUAUCAGCAACAGCGUGGCCGGGGCCGGGGCGGCCGAGGCGGCGCGGGCCAAGGCCGCGGGGCUGGGCGCGGCCCGGGCCGAGGCCGCCGCGGCGGGCCGCAAGAUGGCAGUGGUGGCGGCUGGCCGGCGGAGGAGGGCCGGGAGGCGGCGGGAGGCGGCGGCGGUUGGGAGGCGGCGGCGGCGGUGGAGGCGGCGGCGGCAGGAGCUGGGGAUGAGCAUGGCGCCGGCGGGGAGCAGUACGCCCAGCACGCGCACGCGCAGCAGCACUGGCGAGGCGGGCCAGGCGGGCGCAGAGGAGGGCGCGGUGGGCGUGCGCAGGGCCAGGGCUGGCCGCCCCAAGUGGACACCAGUGGCUCGGGCGGGGGCGCGGGCGGCGCGGGCGCCACUCCCGGCGGCGCUGUAUCUCCCGCGGCGACGGCGCCAGGCGCGUGGGGCGCCGCGCCCACCAGGCCCAUCAGCAACAAGUGGGUGCGGGACGGCAGCGCCGGCCCUGCAGCUGUGACUGCCACUAUUACCACCACGACAGCUUCAGGCGAUGCCUCCGCCGCCGCCGCCAACGGCACGGCGGCAGGGGCUCCGGACGCGUCUGCCUGUGCAGUGCCGGAGGCAGCUGGGGCGGCCCCACCAUCUGGCGAUGCGGCUGAGGCCGCGCCAGCCGGUGCCGGGCCGACUCCUGCAUCUGAUGCCAGUGCUGCGCCCAACGCUGCCCCAUCCACGUCAACUGCACCAGCUGCCACAGCUGCCACAGGCACAACUUCCGCAGCCGCGGCGGCGGCGGGUACAGGCGGCGGCCCGAGCCCAGAGGAGCUGAAGAAGAAGGAGGAGGCGAUUGAGCUCAUGCGGCGAGUCAUUGCUUUGGAAGAGGCGCGGCUGAAGCAGCAGAUGCUGAAAAAGCGGAAGGCGGCGGCUGCGGCGGGUGCGGUUGCAGGCUCGGGCUCAGGAGCAGCCGGCGGCAGCGGUGUUGCGGGGGGCGCGGGGCCGGCAAAGGCGGCCAAGCCGAGCGCUGGGGCAACGGCCCGGUCGACAGCGGCAGCGGCCGCAAAGGCAGGUGCGGGCGCGGGUGAGGGGACGACCGGCAAUGCUGUGAAGUCGCCAGCUGCGGCAGCUGCUGGCGGCAGCGGCGGCGGCGGGUCGUCAGCCAAGUCGGCUGCCGGCAAGCCGCAGGCGCAGCCAGUGGCAGCUGCAUCAGCAGGUGCGGCGGCAGCACCAGCAGCACCGGCAGCAGCAAAGGAUGGCCCAGCGGGCGUGGCGGCAGGCGCAGGCGCUAUGGAAUCGGAACCAGCCAGUGUGGGGGCUGCGGGGACCGGCGGCGACAGCGCUGCAGGAGCCGGGCAGAAGCAGGAGCAGCAGGAGCCGUAUUCGUUUGAGGACGACGGUACGGCGCUGUACGACGAGCAGUACGGGGACGGCAACGGUGACGGCGCGACGGCGGCGGCGCCGGCAGGGAGGCAGGAUGGCGAUGCCGUAGUGGCUGACGCGGUAGCCUCCGGCGAAGCCGCAGGCGCAAGCGGCGAAGCCGCCGCCGUCGGCAGUGCAUCUGGCGGCGAGAAUGACGAGUUGCUGCUGAGUGAGGACCUCGCAGCGGACAUGUAGGAGCUAGCAGCUAGCAGCUAGCAGUCGGAUGCAGGAGUGCGAGAAGGAGGAGGAGAGUGCCAAUGCAUGUUGCGGCAUGCGCCGCCUACCAACGGAAACGGGUGGCGGGAUUCUUCGUCGGCAAGUAUUGCGUGCGCGCGUAUACGGGAACUGACGGAUGGACGGACGGAGUAGGAGAAAGUGAUGUGAGCGUGAUGCGCUCCCUGCGAAAUGUUUACCGUAAUGCUGGGGCGUACAGCCCGAGCAUCUGAGUGCAGACCAGCAAUGGGCGCGAUGGCAGUAGCACAGGUACCAGGCGUGCGCGACGCUGCGAUAGGCUCAGGGCUACUGCACUUCGCAGUAUGAUGUCGGAACCCGGGACAUUCGGCAUGUGACUACGCUGUGCCGGGCCGCGCCCUGGCGCCCUGUGUCUUUUGAGCACGAAUUACAGCCCCUGGGACAUGUCAGGUUGUUUACUGGUGUAUGGGGUAGGAGCCACGGGUAGGAGCCGUCUGAGCUGGUGGGUCUAGGGCUCUUCCUGGGCUAAUUCAGCUUUCCCAUGGUUCAUCUCCGGGCAUGCGCAUCCUCGUUCGUCCGCGCGCCUGCUGAUGCAGCUGACGUUAUCUCAUACGUCGAUGCCCGAACCGCAACCUCCCGGAGGCAGGCGGAGAAGGGCAUGUGACACAUUGCGCAGUCAGCUUUCCCUGGAGUACUGAACUACCAUUACUCAGC
This is a messenger RNA of Chlamydomonas reinhardtii, 4679 nucleotides long. RefSeq lists its product as uncharacterized. The transcript has 9 exons. NCBI's taxonomy places the organism in Eukaryota, Viridiplantae, Chlorophyta, Chlorophyceae, Chlamydomonadales, Chlamydomonadaceae. The record is from RefSeq and is a predicted model, not a curated record. The coding region runs from base 426 to 3968 and encodes 1180 amino acids.